AUGUCCCAAUCUGGCUACGUUAUCCUCGAAGGCAUACCGACGGCACAAGUCUAUCAUGACCUACGAAAACUUGCUGGCCUGACCCCACCACCCAUGGAUGCAGUCCCAAAAGCACUCGAAAACUCCUUCGUAGGGUUCCUGGCCUAUGAGCAGCGACACAUGAUCGACGAUACGACGCCGGGGGCAGAUCAGACAGCUGUCGCAAUGGGCCGUUUGGUGGGGGACAAAAGCUUGUUUCUGAUCUGCGUUGACAUCGCCGUGCAUCCGGACCACCAGCGCAAAGGCCUAGGCAAGCGCAUAAUGCAAUCGCUGGUAGACCAUGUCGACAAACAUGCGCCUGAUGCGUACGUGAGCUUGGUUGCUGAACCGGCGGGACAGAAACUGUAUCCACAGUACGGGUUCAAAGAUGUAGAGCCAAGCAUCGGCAUGUACCGAAUGAUUAGGAGUCGGAAAGUAGAGGAUUUAUCAGUGAAGGAGGGCGCAGAUGCAUUGGAGUGA
Parastagonospora nodorum SN15 is the source of this 498-nucleotide messenger RNA. RefSeq lists its product as hypothetical. Gene Ontology annotation, molecular function: acyltransferase activity, transferring groups other than amino-acyl groups. The record is from RefSeq and is a predicted model, not a curated record. Bases 1 to 498 code for a protein of 165 amino acids. The transcript has a single exon. Lineage: Eukaryota; Fungi; Ascomycota; Dothideomycetes; Pleosporales; Phaeosphaeriaceae.